Molecule: messenger RNA, 904 nt
Organism: Salvia hispanica
Lineage: Eukaryota; Viridiplantae; Streptophyta; Magnoliopsida; Lamiales; Lamiaceae
Product: transmembrane emp24 domain-containing protein p24beta2-like
Source: RefSeq, a predicted model, not a curated record
AGCGAGACUAUUCUCAAACUACUCGUCCCAUUAAAAUAAGAAUGCACUUUUGUUUUUGUUAAGAUUGUAAACAAAAAAUCAGUAAUUCCCAAUUUUUUUUUACAAUGGGUAUGCUGAUGUUUUGGAUGGUAAUAGUAUGUUUAAUGAAGUUAGGAUUUGGUAUAAGAUUUGUGAUCGACAAAGAAGAGUGUUUCUCUCACAAUAUUCUGUAUGAAGGCGAUGUUGUUCAUGCUUCAUUCGUCGUCAUCAAGGCUGAUAAUGCUUGGAAUCACAACGACGAAGGGGUCGAUUUCAUCAUAAAGGGGCCAGGUGGAGAGGAGAUCAAAGAGUUCCAUGACAUGAUAAGUGACAAAUUUGAAUUCAUGGCUCAAAGAAAAGGGAUCUACCACUUUUGCUUCACCAACAAAUCUCCCUUCCACGAGACCAUCGAUUUCGACGUGCUCGUCGGCCACUACAAGAGCUAUGAUCAGCACGCCAAGAGCGAGCAUUUCAACCCGGUUGUCGAGCAAAUCUCCAAGCUCGAAGAAGCUCUCUACAAUAUCCAGUUCGAGCAGCACUGGCUCGAGGCUCAGACCGAUCGCCAAGCUAUUGUGAACGAAUCGAUGAGCCAGAGAGCGGUGCACAAGGCGAUAUUCGAGUCGUUAGCUCUUAUCGGAGCUAGCUCCCUUCAGGUUUUCCUCCUACAACGCCUUUUCGAACGCAAGCUCGGGACUUCUCGAGUCUGAAACUCUAACGGAGGAUCUCCGGACCUACUAGUUUGGUUUUAUCUGUUAUAUUCUCGUGUUAUAUCUCGUAUUUUUUCGAUUCAUCAAAACAUUGAGAUACAUCCGUGACCAAUUUACUACGUAUAUCAAUGAAAUAAAAUAUGAAACAAGAACAUUUAUUGAGAUAUGAUUCAGAAACA